Molecule: messenger RNA, 2358 nt
Organism: Erythranthe guttata (spotted monkey flower)
Lineage: Eukaryota; Viridiplantae; Streptophyta; Magnoliopsida; Lamiales; Phrymaceae
Source: RefSeq, a predicted model, not a curated record
AAAUUGCUUGUCCAAAUUGAAGUAUUCAUGGGAGAAAGAUAUUUGAUUGGAUUACACACACGAGAUAAGUCUUCUCAAUCAACCAUACCACCUGUCCACUUUAUAACCCAAAACCAACAAGAAAUAAAUUCAUCACCAAAUAUUCAAAUUAGUAUUUAUUAUUUUAUCAAAUACAAAUUCGAGUGAAGAGAAAAACAUAUUACUUUUUUUUAAUAAUAUUUUUCCUCUUUCCUUUUGUUAUUAUUUUUAGAAAUGAAGGGAUUUCUAGAAACAGAAGACCCAGCUGAAACCAGGUUGGCCUUUUGGGUGUACGAUGAGUUCUGGGUUUUAGUUUGAUUCUUGAUUCUUGAUUUUUUUGCUCUGUUUUCUUGAAAAAGGUGCCACCUUUGGUGAUUUAAAAUUAAAAAAAAAAAAAUUGAUUAUGUUUCUCGCAUCAUUGCAUGUGAGCUGUACUAGGAAGAAAAAGGGAAAAUUAUUACACCAAAAAUUGCUGUAAUACCUGGUAUUUUUAAGGUUUCAGAAAUUGAAAACACCUCUGUAUACUUUGACCGUUUAAUUAAAUUGCCAUUAAAGAUUGUGAUCUUGGCAUUUAUGUCAAUUUAAUUUUCCCUCUGAAUAAAUCAAAAAAAAAAAAUUUGAUUUUUUUUUUUGAAUUUGGAUGAACUAGUGUUAAAUGAUAUUGAAGAUGCCUUCAUCAGUUUCAGAGAAGAGGAUAUUUCCCUCAAAGCUCCUCUCUCUCCUAAUAGCCUUUUCGAUACUCCUUUUAAUUUCCUCUUCACUCUCCCUUCUCCACUUCGACGAGGAUUCUUCGGUACCCAAAUCAGUCCUUCAAUUCAUAGUAGUGAACAAUUCAUCGAUUCACUCGAAACCCAACUUGAAAACCGGCGACCCGCAAACAAUCCCUCUCAAAAGACCCGUUUUCGAGAUCGAAAAAAGGGUCGUUGAAGAACAAGAACAAGAAAAUUACACUCGUGAUAAAUCUUGCGACCAAGAAAAUAAAGAUCUUCUUAGAGUUUACAUGUACGAUUUACCGGCCGAGUUUCAUUUCGGGUUGUUGGGUUGGAAGGGAGACGGAAAUCGAACGUGGCCGGAUUUAAACGAUCGGGAUAAAUUACCAUCUUACCCCGGCGGAUUGAAUUUACAACAUAGUAUCGAGUACUGGCUCACCCUCGAUCUUCUUGCAUCGAAUAAUCCGAAUGUAACAAGGGGUUGUAGUGCAAUUAGAGUAAAGAACUCGAGCGAGGCGGAUGUGGUAUUUGUGCCGUUUUUCUCGUCGUUGAGUUAUAAUCGGUAUUCGAAGCCCGAGGGGAAGCAAAAGAUUAGUUUGGAUAGAAUAUUGCAGGAGAAAUUGGUGGAGUUUUUGAAAAACCGGAGAGAGUGGAAACGGAAGGGAGGUGGGGACCACUUGGUCGUGGCCCACCACCCGAAUAGCAUGUUGUUUGCUCGGAGAAAGCUCGGUUCGGCCAUGUUUGUGCUGGCGGAUUUUGGGCGGUAUCCGACUGAAGUGGCAAAUGUUGAGAAGGAUGUGAUUGCUCCUUAUCGGCAUAUGGUGAGGGCUAUUGCGGCGGAUGAUUCGCCCCCGUUUGAGGAAAGGCCGACGCUCGUUUAUUUCCAAGGAGCGAUUUAUCGGAAAGAUGGCGGAGAAAUUCGUCAAGAGCUAUACUACCUCCUCAAAGACGAGAAAGACGCGCACUUCGCAUUCGGAAGCGUUCAGUCGAAUGGGGUACGCCAGGCUGGCAAAGGGAUGUCCUCGUCGAAAUUCUGCCUAAAUAUUGCCGGAGAUACCCCUUCGUCGAACCGCCUCUUCGACGCAAUCGCCACCCACUGCGUGCCCGUUGUUAUCAGCGACGAAAUCGAACUGCCGUUUGAAGAUAUUCUCGAUUACUCGGAAUUCUGCGUGUUUGUAAAAUCGUCCGAUGCUGUGAAAAAGGGUUACCUCGUAAAUCUUCUAAGAAGUAUCGAACGAGAUCAGUGGACGAAAAUGUGGGAGAGGUUGAAGGAGAUUAGUGGACACUUUGAGUAUAAUUAUCCGUCGAAGAGUGGAGAUGCAGUUGAUAUGAUUUGGCAGACUGUUUACCGGAAGAGAUCGCCUACGAUGCUGAGUGUCCACCGGAAGAAUAGAUACAGCAGAUUGCAAGUUCUCUAGGAAUUUUAUAUUUGAAAAUGUAUUUACUGUAGCCCAUUUAAUUAGGCUGUAAUGUAAUGUAUGGUUAGCUUGGUUUCUAGAAGUUUACACAUGAUUAUCCGUAUAGAUGGAAAUCGGAUGUGAUCGAACAGAUCGGAGUUAAUCCUUUUCGAAAAAUUCCAAAAAAAAUUUCGGAAGUGAGAAACUAAUUCUGAUUUCGUUUUGAAAAAUUU